This is a messenger RNA of Cloeon dipterum, 1131 nucleotides long. RefSeq lists its product as uncharacterized. Gene Ontology annotation, biological process: regulation of cell migration; actin cytoskeleton organization. The transcript has 5 exons. The coding region runs from base 559 to 1131 and encodes 190 amino acids. Gene Ontology annotation, cellular component: bicellular tight junction; cytoplasmic vesicle; plasma membrane. NCBI's taxonomy places the organism in Eukaryota, Metazoa, Arthropoda, Insecta, Ephemeroptera, Baetidae. The record is from RefSeq and is a predicted model, not a curated record.
CGAUUUUGCAGCCUGCCGACGGCCUGGCGCCUCACCCUGGCCGCCAGCUGAGCCUGGACAAUGCGUCCAGCUACAACACCCUCAUCGUCCACGCGAAUGGUGAGGAGGGACUCGAACCUUGGGCCUCGCUCUCGCCCAACAGAUUGUCCAGUCUGCGCGACAGCUACAUUUCCGCGGCGUCGAGCCACUCGAAGGCGAGUCUGCCGUCGUCUUUGGCGUCGUCGUCACCGACUCUGUGCGGCGGCGGCGGCGGGCUGGGCGGUCUGCAGGGCGAAACGCGCGAGUUCAACGAGAUUCCGGCCGACUACCUGAGCAAGUCGCGCGUCCUCAAGCACCUGGCCAAGGAGAUGAAGCAGGACGCGAAAGGAGGCGGCUGCCGGUGCUCGACGUGUCGCCCGAGAGACACGCGCGCCUCCUGGCGCACAGGUACUCGACGCCGGCGCCGCUGCAGGGUCGGCUGGCGCUCAGCAGGUCGCAGUCCGACCUGACGCAGCAGCAGGACCAGGAGCAGAGGCCAAGCCGCGACGCCGCCUCGAACUCGGGCUGCCCGAGUCGGAAAUGGUGCAGCUGCUGGUCAACGAGACCGCCUACCUCAAGGCAGAGCUCGAGAUGUGCCUCAGGAAGGUCGCCAAGAGCCAAAAGUUGGAGGAAGAAGUGGCGAACAUUCACAGAUCUCAUCAGGAGCUGAUGCAGUCGUCGGAGCGGCGCGAAAAACUCGAACGCGCGGCAAGACAGCGGCUGCAAGAGAACAAUCGCCUCCUCAGGCAGCAGUAUGAGCUCCUUCUUGCCCAGGUGGAGCGCGGUCCUGAGGCGUCCGCGGCGGCCGAGCUGGCGAAGCGCGAGUCUGCGUUGGCAGACCAAAGAGCUGCUGGCGGGCCGCGAACGCCACGAAUUGCGGUCCAAAUUAAAGAAAAAAUCAUCGCGGGAGCUCACCUUCUCCACAGUGCGGUUCUAAAUUCUGAAAAUAAAUCGCGGAAACGGAAAAAUGUUGCUGUGGCGCUGCGCGGCGCCGCACCGUUGCGGCUCUCUGCCAGAGCCAAAUUCACUCCAAGGCGGCGAUACCGACAAAACCACGUAAAAACAGUUCUCAGGUGGUGCGACCUGAGGAAGAGUGCCGUGGUUUACAAUUAG